Messenger RNA from Mustela erminea (ermine), 3826 nucleotides. RefSeq names its product tetratricopeptide repeat domain 38 (gene TTC38). The transcript is spliced from 15 exons. Lineage: Eukaryota; Metazoa; Chordata; Mammalia; Carnivora; Mustelidae. The coding region runs from base 1303 to 2841 and encodes 512 amino acids. Gene Ontology annotation, molecular function: protein binding. The record is from RefSeq and is a predicted model, not a curated record.
CUGAGCUUGGCCGUGGGGCUCCAGAACUGUGAGAAAUAAGUCCUUGCUGUUCAGACACUGCCCCCACUCCGCUCCCCUCCGUGGUAUUUUGUUUUAUCAGUCUGAGCUAAGACAACCGGAAAGGUCAGGGCUGAAAACUCAGAUUGGGGUCAUAGGAGGCAUAUAGGGAGGAGGCCAAGAUGGAGAAGACAGACAGACUCUGGCCGCUUCCGUACUUAGUGGUGAGGCAGACAGAGACAGGCAGUGGGGUGGGAGCGAAAGCAGGAGGGUGUGGUGUCUUGAAAGCCAAAGGAAGGGGGAUUUCAUCAAAGGAGCAGCUUGGUCUGCUGGGUCAGAGCAGAUGAAGAUUGGAAGAGGAGGUGCUAGAGGUGGCCAAGGCAACGACGGGGUUUGGAGUAGGAAGGCCUUUACUGUCCUUGACAAGUUCAAGUUCAGUGUUCUGGUGGUGACAACCACAUAAAACUCUGGGAAGUUUUGCAGACAUGGUAGAACAAGGAAGUCAGACGGUAGGCAGAGGGGAAUGGUAGUAUUAUAAAAGAUCUAGAUAUCCAAAAAUAUAGAAAAAUAACCAGAAAAGAUUAAAAUAGCGCCCCCACGUGGCACUCACACACAAGUAAGGGGACAGCACUAUGGGGGCAGUGCAAGGCCUCACGGUACCCUUGAAAAGAGAAUCUUCAGUACUGCGGGUGGAGGCACCCAUGGAUCUGAAUUCCGUUUUUCCUCCAGUCUCUGGUUUCUUUUGCGUUUACAUUGGAAUCAGUUCCUGAGCAUAUAUUAGUUGCAUAUUAAUCAGCAUUACCUAAUGGGAUCAUGUAGCAGAUUUUCUUCUACAGGCUCUAGUAGUGAGCGCCAUUCAGUUUGAUUUAACUCCAAAAAACGACCUCUAGGCAUGUGUGCCGGGCAAGGCUUAAGAUGGCACCCUGAAGAGCUUGAAAGUGGUAGCUGCUCUAGGGUUCCCCUGCCUCCCAAGGGACUCUACAGUUGAGUCCCCAACAGGGCCCCCAGCAGGGAGGAGUCCCCUGGCAGGGGUGGAGCGCCCUCGGGCCCUGUGGCCCAGGCUAGGUGUCUGAUGCGGGGGGGUAGGCGCUCCCACUGCGGCGUACCCUUCCAGCCCAAGCCCGGCGCGGCAGGCGCGGACCUCCUUAGAGCGCCCCGGGGCGGGGCCGGCGCCGCUGGCCAGUGAGCGAGCAGGGGAGCGCGCCCGCUCCGCCCCGCGGUGUCCGGCCCCUCCCCCCCAUCCCCAUAGGCAAGGCUGCGGAGGCGCCUGGACCCUGAUACCUGCCCCGCCACCCUGUCCGCUCCAUGGCCGCUCCCGCUCCCCUGCGUGACUGCCAGGCGUGGAAGGAUGCGGGGCUCCCACUCUCAACCACAAGCAACGAGGCCUGCAAGCUGUUCGAUGCUACCCUGACCCAGUAUGUCAAAUGGACCAACGACAGAAGUCUUGGUGGCAUUGAGGGCUGCCUGUCGAAGCUCAAAGCCGCGGAUCCAACCUUCGCUAUGGGUCACGCCAUCGCCAAUGGCCUCGUGCUGAUCGGCACUGGAAGCUCCGUGCGGCUGGACAGGGAGCUGGAUCAGGCCGUGAAGACAAUGGUGGAGGUUUCCCAAACACAGCCGCUGACGCAGCGGGAGCGGCUACACGUGUCUGCGGUGGAGACCUUUGCCAAGGGGAACUUUUCCAGAGCCUGUGAACUAUGGGAACAGAUCCUCUGGGACCACCCAACAGACAUGUUAGCCCUAAAAUUUUCCCACGAUGCCUAUUUUUACCUGGGCUACCAGGAGCAGAUGCGAGAUUCUGUGGCCCGAAUUUACCCCUUCUGGACCCCCAGCAUCCCCCUGAGCAGCUACGUGAAAGGCAUCUAUUCAUUUGGAUUGAUGGAAACCAACUUCUUUGACAAGGCAGAGAAGCUGGCCAAAGAGGCUUUGUCUAUCAACCCCACAGACGCGUGGUCGGUGCACACCAUUGCCCACAUUCACGAGAUGAAGGCAGAAAUCAAGGACGGAGUAGAGUUUAUGCAGUCCUCAGAAGCCCACUGGAAGGACUCCGAUAUGCUUGCUUGUCACAAUUAUUGGCACUGGGCUCUGUAUCUGAUUGAGAAGGGCGAAUAUGAGGCCGCCUUGACCAUCUACGAUAACCACGUCUUCCCCAGUUUGAAGGCCAGCGGGGCGAUGCUGGACGUGGUGGACAGCUGUUCCAUGCUGUACCGGCUGCAGAUGGAAGGGGUGUCUGUGGGUGAGCGGUGGCAGGAGGUCCUGCCUAUAACCCAGAAGCACAGCCGGGACCACAUCCUGCUUUUCAACGAUGCACACUUCCUGAUGGCAUCCCUGGGAGCUCGGGACUCCGGGACCACCCAGGAGCUCCUGACCACCCUGCAGGAUGCCAGCAAGUGUGUGCCCCCACCAGCUAUAUCACGCAAGGACAUGGCUAUUCUCCUAGGAGCCAGAGUUGCCUUUCCAUCGCCCCGCUGGGGGUGGAAGCCUCAGUGCCAUGGGUGCCGCCUCCCACAGGGGGCACGGGCCCCCGGGGAGAACUGCCAGCACCUCCUGGCCCGUGAUGUGGGGCUGCCCCUGUGCCAGGCCCUGGUGGAGGCUGAGAACGGGAACCCGGGACGUGUUCUGGAACUGCUCCUUCCCAUCCGCUACCGGAUCAUCCAGAUCGGGGGCAGCAACGCCCAGAGAGACAUCUUCAACCAGCUGCUGAUCCACGCGGCCUUGAACUGCACAUCCGGUGUCCACAAGAACGUGGCUCGGAACCUUCUGAUGGAGCGUGACGCCUUGAAGCCCAACUCACCCCUGACCCAGCGGCUCAUCCGAAAGGCCGCUGCCGUCCACCUCCUCCAAUGAGCUGGACCUGGGCCCCUCCCCAGUGUCGGAUCAGCUGCCCCCUAAACCCUGAGGUUAGAAGCAGCUAGAGUCUGUUAGGGCUGUUGAGUAAUUUGCAGCUUUAAGCAGAAAGCCCUGUAACCAGCAACAUUAUGGGAAGUAGGGACACAAAUCAAUUUUAGACAUGACUCAGAAUCUUGGAACCCUUUGUUCCAAGGGCCAAGGGCCAAGGUGCAUGUGCCAGCAGCACUGUUGCCACUUGCCUGGCAAACUGCUUUCCCAGGGGACUCUUGUACCUCCUGGGUUGGGGGGGCUGGCUUGGCUGGGGGAAGGGGAGUCCUCCCAUGGGGAACACUCUUGCCCCUGAGGCUGCCCCUGGGAUAAGCCCUCUCCUUUUGUCUUCCCCAUCAAAUUCUAGAUACGUUGUCCCAUCUUUUGGGUGAGAGCACCCAUGGGGGGAAGUGACUUGCCCAGGGUCACAGCUACCAGAGGCCCUGAGAUUCACCUUGGACCCCCCAGCUGUGGCACCCCCCCCAAAGCAGCACAGGCAUUUGGGGUGGCCCUCUCCUGUCUCUGGAGAAGUCUGUGGACUUCCCCAGGGGGCUCCGGUGGUGCUAAUUAAGGGACCUCAGGUAUGUGGCUUCCUUUGCCCACUAGGACUUGGAUCACAUGGGCGCACAUGCACUGAGCGGGCACACUUUCUGGGGGUUGUGGACUGAACUCAGGGUUGCCCUGUCCUGGCAAAAACCAAAGUCCAUGGAGCUUUACUGAGAUCUGAGCCAGUUUUCUGUUUCCCCAUCUUAACAUGGUCCCAGUGACACUCCUGAGCAAGCUGCUGAUUUCACUGGAAUGUGCUUGUGAGGGGCAUUCCCCACCCCUAGAUGUUUCUCAGGUUCCUUCAGUGUAGGCUGAGAUUAGGCAGGGACUCAGGUAGGGGCAGUGGAGGCCUCCAAACUGAUUAGACAAAUUUCUGAGAUUAAAAUAAAUUAGUUAAUUGGUUCCUUUG